This is a messenger RNA of Penicillium longicatenatum, 2037 nucleotides long. RefSeq lists its product as uncharacterized. The transcript has 4 exons. Bases 1 to 2037 code for a protein of 678 amino acids. The record is from RefSeq and is a predicted model, not a curated record. Lineage: Eukaryota; Fungi; Ascomycota; Eurotiomycetes; Eurotiales; Aspergillaceae.
AUGGUGGAGGACGUCGCGGUUCCGAAGCACUUGCUAACAACAGCAAAGUUCAGUUCACCAUGGGAAUUGAGGAAAUGGGAGAAGUCUCUACCAGAAAAUGAUCGUGUUCAGUUUGAACCUCAGGAAGGUCAGAAACAGGGCGGUAUCAGCCGCUCUGUUAGUUUAUCGGCUUUACGGGGUCCAAGGCGCCCUGCUGCCAUUCGUCCGCGCAGCAACCCUCCCGAAUUAUACGCAUGGAAUGAAUAUAGCAAACGAGGACGCUUGACGCCUCCCAUAGAAACGGAAAAAGAGCCUAUCACGCCCAUCAAAGAGGUUGCCGUUCAUCCCAGCCCACCACUCAGUUCAAAUAGCUCCGUCAAUUUCCAAAGUCGUCAAAGUAGCAUGCACGAUGUCUACGAGAAGGCAAAACUGAGGGGUGUUGCUCUUCAACGAAAACAUUGGGUGCGCGUGUUGUUCGAAGCAAGCGUCUAUACCCUUCUCAUUUUAUUUAUAUAUUUUGUCCUCGUCGGCAUGCCCCUAUGGAAAGGUGCUGUCUGGUGGCUAUAUUGGGUCGUGGCUCAUAAAUUCACCGUCACCGGAGGAUGGGCCAUUCUCCUCGGUCUUGCUUUCCUAUACGCCUUCUGCCCUCUCCUGAUCUUGUUCGAAAAGGAUCCUCCACCAACAACUGAAUACGUUAAUGCAGACCUGGAAAGCAACGUGGAUACCGCCAAAAACACCGCUCUUCUCAUUCCCUGCUAUAAGUCUGCCCAGAUCAUCGGCCCAACCUUGGAAGCAGCCCUGAAGGUCUUCCCUGCCGAAAACAUCUUCGUCAUCGCCAACGGAAACUCUCAAACGCCCCUUGAUGACACUGAAGACGUCUGCCGUCCUUUCGGAGUGAACCACCUCUGGGUACCAGUUGGGUCCAAGAUCGUGGCCCAAUUCGCCGGUUGCUACGCGGCCAAGGACUUUGAGAACGUCCUUCUCAUCGAUGACGACUGCGCACUCCCGCCGAAUUUCCCUGUGGUUAGUGAUCGAUUGAAGGGCCAGGUCAAAUGUGUUGGAUACACGAUCAAGAGUGUGGGACCAGGUUCUUCCAAGGGGACGUACUGUCAACAAGCGCAAGAUUUGGAAUAUAAAAUGUCGGGCAUUCAACGAGCUUUCUUUGGUAUGCUCGGAAGUGCUACGUUCCCCCACGGUGCUAUCUCCCUUUGGAACACUGAGUUCCUCAAGCAAACUUUCCACGAGCAUCCUGGAUACUCGGUCUCCGAAGACUGGUUCUUUGGUGAUGCCUGCCGCCGUCUUGGAGGUCGUGUCACAAUGUGCACAUCAGUUUUCGUCGAAACAGAGACCCCCUCAUCGGUCUUUUUCGCUGGCGGCGGUAGCAGAGGUGGAUUUGGUGAGAUGACGAUUUUCCAACAACGAUUCAAACGAUGGAAUUUCUUCUUCGUUAUUGGAAUGUACUACGAUAUGAAAUACAUCCUUACAAGCUGGAAGCUUGGCUGGUGUGAAUUCGGAGCGAAGCUCUGCGUUUUCCAAGAGGUGUACGAAACUCUCAUCUACCUUUUCGCUCCCUUCUAUUUCCCCAUUUCUUUCGUCGUGCGCCCCAGUUUCUCUGGUAUUCUCUUGGGUGCCACCAUCGUUAUGUACAUCGUCAACGUACUGAUUUUCAACGAGAUCCACCUCCGAAAGAAGAAAGAGCGCAUUGAUUGGAAAGUGCUCAUUUUCUACUACACGGGUUAUAAAAUUGUCUUGACGUUGAUCAACGUGUUCAGCUGCUACUGGUCGCUGUUCAAGUAUGCGCGCUACUUCGCAAAACGUCACCCGAAGAUCAUCGAGGACCAAGAAGCCAUUGGAGUCGUCUUGAGUCUCGAGCGCGAUGUCGAGAGCCCUACAAUUCCGGAGGAAGAGCCAACUCCGACCGCACGUCCACCGCAAAGAGCGGAUUCCCAGCGCGCCUAUAAGCGUCUCACUCUGACUAGGGUUGAGGCUCCGCUUGGGCUGGAUAUCACCAUGACACAGACACAUACUACAAAUCAGUCGUAUAAAUCUGUGAUCUAG